UGACCUGCCCUCCCCGUGGACGCGGCAUGUUGCCCUGGACCCCCCGGCGGUGGGGCGCGGGUGAGGAGCAGGCGCCCGAGGAACAAGGCCCCUCGGCGGGCAGCGACCCCGGCCAGGCCUGGGACUCUGGAGAGGAAGCCCUGCGGGCCAAGAACAACCCCACAGGACAGUCCUCAGCCCUGGUCCCAAAGGCCUUCCUGGACCCAGAAAGAGCAGCAGCUGCCUCGGCCGCCCCCAGGCCUGGCUGCCGAGCGGUCACCGGGAACCCCAGUCCUCCCCCCCAGUUCCCCUCCCCCCCCCAGAUGACCUGGGAGGUGGCCCCGUCAAGGAUGACCCUGCUGGCGCCACAGGACCCCAACUGUGAAGCUAAACCGGGACCUCAGCUGGUGUGGGGGCUCAGCUGUGAGUCAGGCACCUCCUUCUCAGGCCGGACCUUGCGCCAUCCCUCAUUCUGCCCUCUGUACGAGGCAGCCUCAGGCAGAGGCCUCAGGCCCAGCCUAGCAGGACGUCAGAGUGGAGAGCAGGUGCCCAGGGAUGCAGGGUUCCCGGUGAUGUGCCGUGAAGAUGUCUUUCUUUCUGACCAUGUGCUGCCCUGUGGGCAGCGUGUUCCCCUGUACCGGUCUCAGGCCCGUCAGCAGGUGAUGGGCUCUCUGAAGCUGCUGCUCCCACCCCCAGUCAUGUCCCCCAGGGUCCUCCCCGCUCCAUCCUCUGGCUGCUCCACCGCCUGGCUCAGUGGGCCUGAGCUGAUCGCCCUCACUGGCCUCCUGCAGAUGAGCCAGGGGGAGCCAAGACCCAGCUCCCCGGGGGCUCCCAUGCCCCCUGCUGGCCCCCCAGACCCUGCCUCUGACCACCCAGGUGCCAGUGGUGGCCAGAGCUGUUCUCACUGCAUGGACCCAUCUCUCCCACGGGCCCCAGACAGCCAAGGUCCAUAGCCCCUCUGGGGGAGAGUGGGCCCCUUACUUCCCCAGGCAGAUUCUGUUGACAAUAAACAGUGUUGGUUUGCAAA
Molecule: messenger RNA, 1006 nt
Organism: Aethalodelphis obliquidens (Pacific white-sided dolphin)
Lineage: Eukaryota; Metazoa; Chordata; Mammalia; Artiodactyla; Delphinidae
Gene: SAP25
Product: Sin3A associated protein 25
Biological process (GO): regulation of DNA-templated transcription
Cellular component (GO): cytoplasm; nucleus
Source: RefSeq, a predicted model, not a curated record